Molecule: messenger RNA, 984 nt
Organism: Dipodomys spectabilis (banner-tailed kangaroo rat)
Lineage: Eukaryota; Metazoa; Chordata; Mammalia; Rodentia; Heteromyidae
Gene: Iscu
Product: iron-sulfur cluster assembly enzyme
Exons: 5
Coding region: 41-541 (166 amino acids)
Biological process (GO): iron-sulfur cluster assembly; intracellular iron ion homeostasis
Cellular component (GO): mitochondrial matrix; cytoplasm
Molecular function (GO): 2 iron, 2 sulfur cluster binding; ferrous iron binding
Source: RefSeq, a predicted model, not a curated record
AGGUCGCUCGAAACUGACGACGCAGGUGCGGGCCGGCAAGAUGGCGGCGGCGGGAGCGGGCCGGCUGCGGCGGGCGGCGUCCGCGCUGCUGCUCCGCAGUCCGCGCCUGCCGACCCGAGAGCUCUCCGCUCCGGCCCGGCUGUAUCACAAGAAGGUUGUGGAUCAUUAUGAAAACCCUAGAAAUGUGGGCUCCCUGGACAAGACAUCUAAAAAUGUCGGCACAGGCUUGGUGGGUGCUCCGGCAUGUGGAGACGUCAUGAAAUUACAGAUUCAAGUGGAUGAAGACGGCAAGAUUGUGGAUGCCAGGUUUAAAACAUUUGGCUGCGGUUCUGCAAUUGCCUCCAGCUCCUUAGCCACAGAAUGGGUGAAAGGGAAGACGGUGGAGGAAGCCUUGACCAUCAAAAACACGGAUAUCGCCAAGGAGCUCUGCCUGCCCCCCGUGAAACUGCACUGCUCCAUGCUGGCAGAAGAUGCAAUCAAAGCUGCCUUGGCUGAUUACAAACUGAAACAGGAAGGCCAAGGAGAGACAGAGAAGAAGUGAGCGGGUGGGGCUCCGGCCAGUCAGGCAGCCACACCCCACCCUGCACACCCACCUAGACGGGCAUUCACCCAGAUGCCCUCGGAAGCUGAGACGCACACAGUAUCUGCCAUUCACAUUGUCACUGAUGCUAGCAAAAUACACUCUCAAUUAUUCUGAAUCCCAUGGUUUCUUUCAGCAUAUUCGGAUGGCCUUAAUGCACUUGGUGUAUAUUUUGAAUUCUGUAUAUGGGUUCAGAACUAGAAUCAGUACUGGAGUCAUAAAUUUUGAUAACCUGAAAAGUGCAUAAAUAUUUAAUCUAACCUCAGUCUAUUUGAGGGAAGAUUAUCAGCAGAAUGCCUUGGUUUGAUUGUUUGAUAGGACUAGUUGUACAUAGAGCAGAUCUGCAUAUAUAUAUAUACACACACACACAUAUAUAUAUAUAAUAAUAAAAGAAUGUAAUGUAA